This is a messenger RNA of Drosophila serrata, 2050 nucleotides long. RefSeq names its product Glycoprotein-N-acetylgalactosamine 3-beta-galactosyltransferase 1 (gene C1GalTA). Lineage: Eukaryota; Metazoa; Arthropoda; Insecta; Diptera; Drosophilidae. Gene Ontology annotation, molecular function: N-acetylgalactosaminide beta-1,3-galactosyltransferase activity. The record is from RefSeq and is a predicted model, not a curated record. Gene Ontology annotation, cellular component: membrane.
GCAUUCGCUCAUGUUUAGCUCUACGCUCGUUUAGAAGGGGAGGAAAAUAAGUUUAAUUAAAUAUUUCGAUUAACGCAAUUCCAUUGCUCGAAUGACACGCCGAGCAAUUAAUUGGCAAAGCGAAACGUGAGUGCAGUCGCCAGUUGAAAGUGCAAAUCGUUGGUUUUUUGAGGCGUCCUGCGAUUGAAGAACAUGUGAGAAAUUGUGCAAAAAAUCAAUUUUUAAGAUGUAAGGCGAAAUUCGAGUGGAAUUACCCCCCGCAACCAAAGAAGCUACAGGUUCAGAUCCUCAGAAGUUUAACCAAAAGUUCCUUUCACACCCGCAAGAGUUAAAGUUAAAGCCAAAUGACUGCCAAUAGUUUGCUGGGAAGGUCCAUACUUAAUGAAGGCCGCUCGAAUAAGCGCUCAUUUGUGUCGCUUAUUUUUGGCCUGGUGGUGGGCUUCUGUCUGGCGGAGCUAUUCGUUUACUCCUCCACACCGGAGCGCAGUGAAUUUAUGCCAUAUGAUGGCCACCAACAUGGCGAUGUUAACGAUGCCCACCACAGUCACGACAUGUUGGAGUUGACGGGACCGGAACAGGAUGUGGGCACCCAUGAGCACGCCCAUGAGAACUCCACGAUUGCGGAGCGUCUGUAUGGCGAAGUACGAGUACUUUGCUGGAUCAUGACCAGUCCAAGUAAUCACCAGAAGAAGGCGCGACACGUGAAACGCACCUGGGAACGCUGCAAUAAGCUGAUCUUUAUGAGCUCUGCCAAGGAUGAAGAAUUGGACGCCGUGGCCCUGCCCGUGGGCGAGGGUCGUAACAAUCUGUGGGGCAAGACUAAGGAGGCCUACAAGUAUAUCUAUGAGCACCAUAUCAAUGAUGCCGAUUGGUUCCUAAAGGCCGACGAUGAUACCUACACGAUAGUGGAGAAUAUGCGAUACAUGCUAUAUCCUUAUAAUCCCGAGACUCCGGUUUACUUUGGAUGCAAAUUCAAGCCGUAUGUGAAGCAGGGUUAUAUGUCCGGCGGUGCCGGUUAUGUCCUCAGCCGAGAGGCAGUGCGUCGCUUUGUGGUCGAGGCUCUGCCCAAUCCCAAGCUCUGCAAGGCUGAUAACACGGGAGCCGAGGAUGUGGAGAUUGGCAAAUGUUUGCAGAAUGUCAAGGUUCUUGCAGGAGAUUCCCGAGAUGCGAAUGAGGGUCGCUUCUUUCCCUUCGUCCCAGAACAUCAUUUGAUACCAGCGCAUACGGAUAAGAAGUUCUGGUACUGGCAGUACAUUUUCUACAAAACAGAUGAGGGCCUUGACUGCUGCUCGGACAAUGCCAUAUCCUUCCACUACGUCUCUCCGAAUCAAAUGUAUGUGUUGGACUAUCUGAUCUAUCAUUUGAGGCCGUAUGGCAUUAUAAACACGCCGGAUGCAUUGCCCAGUAAGUUGGCCAUUGGAGAACUGAUGCCGGCGCCCAAGGAGCAGCCAACGGAAGCUACAAGUGAUGCGGUCUCUUAAAGAUCCGCCGAAAACAAGACGCAAUAAUAGAGAUGGUUGGAUUCAAUCUUCUAAUGUACAUAGAUAGCUCUUGUAUAUAUAUUUCUACGUACUUCCACACGGAUAGAUCGCCCUAAGCUUUACUAGCAUUGCCAUUAUUACCAUCAUUUCCAUAUAUUUUCUGUUAUGUCGACGGACCUUGAAUUAGUAUAAUUUCCCCUAUACGUAUAUGCUCUCGGGGGUUUCGUUUUGGGACUCCAAUCGCUGUGCCCGCAUCUUUUGUACAAAUACCAAAACUAGAUAUAAUUUAGAGCUGUUAAUUUAGUUUGUAAUUACGUCUAGGUUGUACAUUUUGCAAAUCAUCACUAAUUUAAUCAAGAUCAAGAUUAGUUGUCGUCGUUUCAUUUAGCUAGCCAUUUACAAUUUUUGAGCAGUCUAAGUAUGAUAUAUCCUAUAUACAAAUGUAGCUAUAUAUAUAUAUAUUUAAUCUCUCUUGUGAUUGAGAUUUUACGUAUUAUAGAAAUUAAUGUACUACACAAUUCAACAAGUAUUUAAUAAAAUGCUGCUAAUGUAUUACAAUGGAACCAAAA